Molecule: messenger RNA, 818 nt
Organism: Populus nigra (black poplar)
Lineage: Eukaryota; Viridiplantae; Streptophyta; Magnoliopsida; Malpighiales; Salicaceae
Exons: 2
Coding region: 197-388 (63 amino acids)
Source: RefSeq, a predicted model, not a curated record
CCGCUUCUGUCACCACAGGACCACCGCCAAAUAAAUCAGCACCCCCACCCCCACCCCCACCCCCACCACGUCUGCUCCACAUCGAUAGCCUCUUACAUCUCCUUUCCUAAACGGCGCGCUUUUAUCGCGAAGAGAAUACAAAAGCAGUGACCAAGAAGACCUGUGUUUGGUUACAGAGAAAGCAAGAGAAAAGAAAAUGGCGUUGAAUUCACAGAAAUGGGGUUAUGUAAGGAUCAUAACUGGCACAAUUCUUGGUGGGGUUCUUGGGUUCUAUGUUAUGCACCGGGUGGAAGUCAGCUACAAGGAAAAGAUGAAGAAGAGAUUGAGAGAGUAUGAAAAGGAAUUGCAGAAGAAAGAGGAGUUGAAACAGCUCGAGGAAUCCAUGUAGUUUUCCCUUUCUUUUCUUUUCUUUUUAGUUUUCUUUUUGGUUGCUGAGAAAAGGGUGGAAAGUGAAAGAAAAUAGAAGUAAUGUUCUACUCCAUCAAAGCAAUCUAAUUAAAAUGAACACCAAGAAGGUGAGAGAAUUAUGGAUUUGUUGUUGGUUUAGCAUAUUGGUUGAGCUUUUGACUUUACUUGAGAUGGAUUGUAGUUGAUCACCAAUAUUGGGAAAUUGUUGGCUUGUUUGCUGUCCAUUACAACUAGGUUGUCAGCAUCACUUUGAUGCUUCAUUGGCAGCUCUUAUACCAUUAUGGCUGAGUAGGUGCCAGUCCAGGGUUGAAAUAUCAGUCUGGAGUUUUGGAAAUUCUGUUAUCCAGUAAUUGAUACGCAGAAAACUCAUUGAUUUGAAUGUGUAGAGAACUCAUUGAUUCAUCUUGAAA